AUGGGUCCCGGCGGCCCUCCAGCCGACCAACAGCACAACAAAGACAAGAAAGAACAGCAGGAGCAGAAAAAGAAAUGGGAACCGCCUCUCCCCACGCGUGUGGGUAAGAAGAAGAAGAAGCGUGGUCCCGACGCUUCCUCUAAGCUCCCCGCCGUCCACCCGACGACUCGCUGCCGCCUACGGCUGCUGAAGAUGGAGCGAAUUAAGGACUACCUUCUCUUGGAGGAGGAGUUUAUUGUGAAUCAGGAGCGCCUGAAGCCGGAGGCAGCCCGAGAGGAGAAGAACGAGGAGGACCGAACGAGGGUCGAUGACCUGCGCGGCAGCCCCAUGGCGGUUGGAACGUUGGAGGAGAUCAUCGACGACGACCACGCUAUCAUCAGCACAGCGUCAGGGCCGGAGUACUAUGUCUCCAUUAUGAGCUUUGUCGACAAGGACCUCCUCGAACCCGGUUGUCAGGUCUUGCUCCACCACAAGAACCAGGCGGUCAUUGGUGUACUGCAGGACGACACGGAUCCUAUGGUCAGCGUUAUGAAGCUGGACAAGGCACCGACGGAGAGCUAUGCGGAUGUUGGUGGCUUGGAGGCACAAAUACAGGAGAUUAAGGAAUCCGUUGAGCUGCCCCUUACACAUCCAGAGCUGUACGAAGAGAUGGGCAUCAAGCCGCCAAAGGGUGUAAUUCUGUACGGUGUGCCGGGUACCGGCAAGACGCUGCUCGCGAAAGCUGUCGCGAACCAGACGUCGGCAACCUUCCUGCGUGUUGUCGGCUCGGAGCUGAUUCAGAAGUACCUCGGAGAUGGACCAAAGUUGGUGCGAGAACUGUUCCGAGUUGCCGAGGAGCACGCACCAAGUAUAGUGUUCAUUGACGAGAUUGACGCUAUUGGCACGAAACGAUAUGACUCAACAUCCGGUGGAGAGCGAGAAAUCCAACGAACGAUGUUGGAACUGCUGAACCAGUUGGACGGCUUCGAUACGCGUGGAGAUGUGAAGGUCAUCAUGGCCACCAACAAGAUCGAAUCGCUCGAUCCUGCCCUCAUUCGACCAGGUCGUAUUGACCGGAAGAUCGAGUUCCCGCUACCUGACAUCAAGACGAAGCGGCAUAUCUUCAAACUGCACACAUCACGGAUGAAUCUCUCCGAGGAUGUCGAUCUUGAGGAUUUCAUCACGGCCAAGGACGACCUAUCCGGUGCCGACAUUAAAGCAGUGUGCACAGAGGCCGGGUUGCUUGCUCUCCGAGAACGGCGGAUGCGGGUCACCAAGGCCGAUAUCACGGCUGCGAGGGAGAAGGUGUUGUACCGGAAGAACGAGGGUACUCCGGAGGGCCUUUACCUGUGA
Molecule: messenger RNA, 1332 nt
Organism: Postia placenta MAD-698-R-SB12
Lineage: Eukaryota; Fungi; Basidiomycota; Agaricomycetes; Polyporales; Adustoporiaceae
Exons: 5
Coding region: 1-1332 (443 amino acids)
Biological process (GO): proteasome-mediated ubiquitin-dependent protein catabolic process
Cellular component (GO): proteasome regulatory particle, base subcomplex
Molecular function (GO): ATP binding; ATP hydrolysis activity; proteasome-activating activity
Source: RefSeq, a predicted model, not a curated record